AUGGCUUUGAAAACAACUGCAUUUCUCCUCACUCUCAACAUUCUGUUCUUCGCUUUGUUAAGUUCAGACCCAGUAUCUGCUCAAGCCACUUGCCCUAGAAACGGAUUCCAGUUCGGUGCAUGUGCCGGCGUGCUGAAUAACUUUCUCGGUAGCGUACAACUAGGAACCCCGCCAACCGAACCUUGUUGCAGCAUCUUCUUUGGACUUGCUAACUUUGAGGCCGCAGUAUGCCUUUGCAAUUCUGUUAAAACUUCCUUCUUGGGUGUUAACUUUGAUGCAUUAUUGCCCUCGAUGAACUUUGUUCUUAACAACUGUGGAAAGCCGGUCCCUUCGGGUUUCGAGUGGGGCAAGUGUUAA
Molecule: messenger RNA, 357 nt
Organism: Helianthus annuus (common sunflower)
Lineage: Eukaryota; Viridiplantae; Streptophyta; Magnoliopsida; Asterales; Asteraceae
Product: 14 kDa proline-rich protein DC2.15-like
Exons: 1
Coding region: 1-357 (118 amino acids)
Source: RefSeq, a predicted model, not a curated record